Messenger RNA from Racocetra persica, 1477 nucleotides. NCBI's taxonomy places the organism in Eukaryota, Fungi, Glomeromycota, Glomeromycetes, Diversisporales, Gigasporaceae. The record is from the annotation of a GenBank genome assembly.
UAAUCCAAAAAUUAAGAAUGAUUUUCCUAAACUUUCUCAAACAAUUCUAAAAAGAAGUUUGAAUCAAGAUACUAAUGCUGCAGAUCCAUUUCAACCAAUUGUGGAAAAAUCUUCUGAAACAGCAUUAGAUGAAGGUAAUGAUCCAAACCAGAAAAAAAAGAAACCCACUAGUAGUGGUCAAAAACGAUCAAUUCUAUCGCCUCGAGUUAUGGAUGCUGUAUUAACAACCGUAAUGGGUUUAGCUGCUGUUGGUCUUGGUGGUGUGUUUUAUCAGGCAUGGUACGAAUGGAACGAAGUUCACAAAGUAAAAAUGGCGUUCAAAAAACCUACAGUGACACUAAGAAAUAGAACUUCAGAAGACUUCUUCCAAGAAAGAGAUGAAUAUCAAACAAUUCGUGAAGCUAUAGAAGGCAAAGUUCGGGGAAAAUAUUUUUUACUUGUAGGCGAACGAGGGACAGGAAAAACUCAAUUAAUUUUUCAUGCAAUGCGCGAAAUCAAUCAGAAGGAUGUUGUAUUUGCUGAAGCUCAUUCGGACAGUGAAAUUUUUAAAUGCAGAUUAGGAAAAGCUUUACAAUAUACUUAUAGAGAAGAUUAUGUUGGCCAACUUUUUGCCAGAGAAGCUCCUGAACGAGGUUCCGCAUUACUUGAUGUCGAAAAAGCUUUAAAUAUGGUAGAAAUCGCUGCCACAAAGUAUUUCAACAAAACUGAACGUCCAUUAGUUCUUGUUAUCAGCAACAUUCAUGCAUUUAAAGAUGAUGAAGAUGGUGAAGACCUAUUAGAAUUAUUACAGCAACGUGCUGAAUCAUGGGCUGCUUCUAAGGUUGUGACAAUGGUAUUUAACACGGAUGAUUAUACAAUAUACGAACGCAUGAAGAGAGAUGCAUCUCGAAUGGAAGUUAUAAGAGUAAGAGAAUUAGAAACUGAAGAGGCAGUAAACGUAUUAAUAAAAAAUCGAGAGCACUAUAAAAAGGUGCCGGUGCCUGAAGAUGAAUUGCGAAACAUUGUUGAACAAAUUGGUGGUCGUCUUUCUUAUAUUGAUAAAUUAGCUAGAGCAAAUGAUAUUAACGGUCUAAUUCCUGAUUUUGAAGAAAGUGCAUUUGAUGAUCAAAAAUAUGCUUCGUGUGCUUGGAAAUUAAUUCGUAAAAUUGUAAAAUCUGACGACAAUUCUGUCUCAGUAGAAGAGGGUAGAAAAAUUACUGGAAAUCCAAAAUGGAUAGAAAUGAUGGAUCAUGAUAAUAUUAUUAUGAUCGAUGAAAAUCAAAAGAUUAAAGCUGAUUCAAAAAUGUUACAAAAAAUAUUUGAAGACAUCGUUGAGGAAGAUGAUUUUGAUGAAAUAUUAAAUAAUGUUUGUGAGAGAGUUGAAGAAGUUGAUAAAGAACAAAGAACAAGAGAAUUAAUAUGGAGUAAAAAGAAUGAUCAAGUUGUUAGAUUUGGAAAACCUAAGGGAAGUUGUUUUUUUGGUUAUAAUGAUAAAUAG